This is a messenger RNA of Phymastichus coffea, 1337 nucleotides long. RefSeq lists its product as uncharacterized. The transcript has 3 exons. The record is from RefSeq and is a predicted model, not a curated record. The coding region runs from base 32 to 823 and encodes 263 amino acids. NCBI's taxonomy places the organism in Eukaryota, Metazoa, Arthropoda, Insecta, Hymenoptera, Eulophidae.
ACGAAAAAAAACAAGUCACACGCACGCAGACAUGAAAGCAUUCGUAUUUGUCGCAGUCGCGAUCUUAGCUUGCGCUCACGCGCAAAGCAUCGACGAGUGUCUACAACAGGAUAGCAUCUCUUGUGUGCAGAAGAGUUUGUUCAGAAAGGCUAAGGAAUUCUUCGACAGCGAAAAUUUGGAAAUCGCCACCGGAGUUAGCCUCGUCAAGUCAACGGCUGACAGGAACUCAAGGAGCGGCAAGAACCUCGUCUACGAGCAGGAAAUUAAUCAAGCUAACGAUGUUGCUGAGAGGCAGAGCGCUCUUGAGAACUUUGUUGGUGAUGAGGUUGGCGACUUCUUCAGCGGACGCAGCUUGAGGAUCAACUUCUCUCCCGUUUUCACUAAAAUUAGUGAGUCCGCUCGAGCUCUCAGCGAAUCUAUUCCCGUCGAAAUCAAAGAAGCUGCCAACGAGGUCGUUGAAGGCCGAGGCAAGAAGAAGAUGCUGAAGAAGAUCCUUCCCCUACUUUUAUUGGCCAAAGUUAAAAUUGGUGCCCUCGCCGUACUUGGAUACUUCGCUAUUGCAUUGAUCGCCAAGAAGGCAAUCAUCGCCUCCAUCAUAUCCAUCGCCAUUUCCGCAUUCCUUGGUUUGAAAUCACUCUGGGCUAAGCAAUCGGGCCAUGACACGACUGGCUACUCAUCAGGCUGGAACACCGCUAGCGCUGGUGGUUGGGCAGCACCCGUACAGUCUGGUGGAUGGUCCUCGGUCGCUAGCACCGGUGGUUGGGACGACGCUUCAUCGUACAACGCACACAGCCAAGCAUUCUCUGGCUAUCAUCGUCGCUAAGUCUUCCACUCGAAAUAUACCUUGAGAUUCAAUAUUCCUUUUGCGCCUUUCGAGCGAUGAUUGUUGUUUCCAUGUUUAGCUUUGUUUUCCUUUUCUUCCGAGUGAAAGCCCGCGGACGGCAAAAUGAGGUUACAGGCUGGCACGAAUUUUUUUUCUUCGAAAAUCGACGAUCAGUCGCGUCGAAAGGCAACGGAGCAUUGAACUUUGGGCAUUAUAUAUCGAUCACGUGACUGAUACGAGCUGAGUACCCAAGAUGAGCCAUAUUUAAAACAAAACAUGAUAAGAAGCGAGAGAGAUUGAAUGCGAGAAUGCGCGCAAAAUAUUUAUUUGUCACUUAAUUAUUAAUUUUUUUCUUUUUUUUUAAUUAAUAUUAUUAUAUUUGUUAUUUAUCGAUCGAUCGCGGACGUCUGCCGAGCGAUUCAAAUAUCCCGUCCAUUGUCCAUGUACAUAUUUAUUGAAAAACGAUCGCUCGCGGACGCGUGCACACAUCACAUAUACACGCUACUGACAUACA